ACCCACCAAAACACCUGGGUCACUUUUGUCCUGCCCUCUCUCGAAGCUUUCGUGAAUAACCUUUCAUCCUCUCACACGAAGUUGCUUCUGCCGGACCGUUCGCCGACUCUGUUCGAGAUCUCGCCGGAUCGUUGGCCGCUUCUUUUUGGUUUGAAACCCUUGGGAAAGAAGAAAUUAUGGAAUUCCUUGGAGUUGGAGGCUUUGAGUUGAGGAAGAUUAUAUACUACUCCAGUCUCCAGUAGUAACUCUAUCUCCAUUGUUGAAGAAGCCCUAGUCAAGCAAUGGAAGCUGGAGGUAGCAGUAACGAUAAUAGGGGGGGUGAAUCUAGGCGUACAUGGAGUAGAGGUGAGGAAGAAGCUUUGCUGGUUCUUUUAGAUGAAGCUGUAGCUAGUGGGCAACGUUGUGACACGGGAGCAUUUAAACCUGGUACACUUAAUAUGAUUGAGCGGCAACUGGCUGAAAUGUGUCCUAACUCGGGAUUGCAAGCAACUUCACAUAUUGAAUCGAAGCUAAAAAAGUGGAAGAAGCAAUAUGGUAUCAUAUACGACAUGCUGAACAAAAGUGGAUUUGGAUGGAAUGACACUCUUAAAUGUGUGGAGGUUGACAGUGACGAUGCUUGGAAAGCAUAUGUGCAGAGUAAUCCAAGUGCAAAAAGUUGGAGAGGUAAACCUUUUCCGAUAUAUGAGAGGCUUGCUAAUAUUUUUGGGAAGGAUCGGGCAACAGGACAUGGAGCACAAACUCCAAUUGAUUUAGUUAAUGAUAUAAAUAUGGAGCUUGACAAUGACCAAUUUGAUGAUGUGGGUUCUCCAAUGUCUAUGAAUCAAACACAUAGUCAACUGCCCAAACAAUCCCAAUUAAGAGGUAAGAGGAAAGCUAAAUCGAAGGAUGUUGACAUCGUUAGCAGGUUAAACAAUGUAGCAGAUAAGUUUAUUGAUAAAUUGGCUACAUAGUUAGACAAGUUGGAGAAGUCUGAUAUCAACUAUCCACAAUACUUAGCUAUGGAGCUUGACAGGUUAUGAUUCCCUAUUACUGACAAUCUCAAAAUCUCUAAGGCAAUGAGAUCGGAUCCAUCGAACGUUGAGGUUUUCAAGAUUAUUAAAACCGAUGAGCAGAAGAUUGAAUUUGCUUGUGGAUUUUUGGAUAACUAAAUUAGUAUUGUUGUGGAUUAUAUAUUUAUGGAUAUGUAUGAGAGGAUGACAACUAUGAACAUUUGGAAUUGAAACUUAUGGACAUAUAUUGUAACGUAUUGAAUGUUGGUUUCUAAUUAUGCAUGUACGGAUAAUUUUAUUAUUAUGUGUUAUGUUUUAGAAUA
This is a messenger RNA of Ziziphus jujuba (common jujube), 1312 nucleotides long. RefSeq lists its product as uncharacterized. The transcript is spliced from 4 exons. The coding region runs from base 282 to 950 and encodes 222 amino acids. The record is from RefSeq and is a predicted model, not a curated record. Lineage: Eukaryota; Viridiplantae; Streptophyta; Magnoliopsida; Rosales; Rhamnaceae.